Mastomys coucha (southern multimammate mouse) is the source of this 5566-nucleotide messenger RNA. RefSeq names its product crystallin beta A2 (gene Cryba2). Gene Ontology annotation, molecular function: structural constituent of eye lens. Gene Ontology annotation, biological process: lens development in camera-type eye; visual perception. NCBI's taxonomy places the organism in Eukaryota, Metazoa, Chordata, Mammalia, Rodentia, Muridae. Bases 4912 to 5505 code for a protein of 197 amino acids. The transcript has 6 exons. The record is from RefSeq and is a predicted model, not a curated record.
CCCACGUCAGGCUGAGGUGGAGUCUGUAGGCGCCUGGCAAGCCUGCAGGUGCUGGGACAGAAGGGGAGUACUGAGCAGCUGGUGUGCGGGCUGCCCCUCCCCCUUCCUGCUCCAAGCCAGAGCCUGCUUCCUGUCUUCCCUGUCAGCACUCCUGGUAAGGGGAGGGAACAGGUAGAGGGGGGGGCGGAGGGAAAGGAUGAUCAGUUAAGUGCUGGCCUGGGGGAAGAGAUGGGGGCUGGGGGGACAGCAGAGGAGAAAAGGCCAAGGGGAAGGCUAAGAAAAAGAGGAGAACAGGGCAAAAGGCAGAUAGUGUAGCUCAGAGCCUAGUGAGGUACGCUACGGAGCGGAGGGGAAGCCACAGAAGAGGCAGACAGUGGAGGCAAGACCUUGGGGAACCAGAAGCAGAGACAGUCAGAGAGAAACCAGACACACGCACACAAGCAUGCAUGCACGACAGGCACACACGCACGCACGCACGCACACCCAGAGAGAGGGAUGGCAGGGUGAGAUGUCUUGUGAGAGAACAGGAGAUGGGAAUUAGAGAUCCAGUGCACAAAGGUGUGGUGGAGGGAGAGGAAAGUGUGAUGCAGGGUGGGGUGGGGAAAUGACCCCAAGAGAGGAUAGAGUGGGGUCACAAAUGGCAACCCCCAGUGAGCACCCUCCUCCCAAUAAAAGCCAGAAGAUGAAAAGGCACAGGGCCCACACCUGCAAUCCCUGAACAGAGAUGGGCUUGACUCAGACCUUUCCCUGUCAGGUCACUGCUGAGCAGCUGCCCUGCCCCCACCCACUCCGGAGCAUCUGGCUCAGCCUUGGAACCUCUGGGUUCCGGAGGCCUCUCAGGGUCUGUGUGAGAAUGGAGAGACAGGGGAGUGGGGGCUCACAUUCAGGUGCUAAUCCCUAUGCAGCCAGGGUAGUACCAGGGCCUUGGUGACCUUCUUGGAGAUUAAUCCCCAUGGAGACAGGGCAGCUCGCCCCCUCACUCUGUCUAGGCCAGGUGGGUAGCUAGCUGGCAGCAGGGCAGGUGGGGCAAGCCAGGAGCAGGCUGGGAGGGAAGAGAGCCUUCCUCAGACACUGCAGGGUCAAAGGCAGGCAUGGCUGGGAGGCCCCCUCCAGCAACCAUCGUAGUUUACAGGUAAAAACCAAAACCAAAACCAAAACCAAACCUGAGGCCCCAAGCAGUGGACGGGGUGGGGUGAAGGGCAGACAGAGGCCACUUCUGGAGCAAUGAAAAUCAGAGGAACCAGAAGCUAGAUCUUCAGCUCUACCCCUCCAUCUUUGUUUCUUGACACCAUAGGGUUGAGCAAGAAUAGGGGAAGUUUGGAACACCUGCCCUGACCCUGUCAAACUGAGUGGCAGAGUGGCUUCUGGGAGGCAGAGGGCCAUAAGGGAAAGAUGCCCCAUGCUAAGUGUUCUCCUGGCUUCCUGGGAACCAGGAUCAGGUUAGAAAAAAAAGAGGCUGAGGAUCUCAGGGUUAUGCUUUCUGCCUUGACCCCUCCCAACCCAACCUCACCCCAUCGCAGAGGAAGUGGGGAGAACCCCCAGACGAAGACAUCCAUAACCUGAAAAUAUGCCAACAGUAACUGCUACCAUUGGCUGAGUGUCUAUUGCAGGGUGUUGGUUCUAUGUUUUACAUACAUUUAAAUCUUCACUGUGGUCAAAGCAAUGAUUCCCAUUUUACAGAGGAGAAAAUGCAAAGGUAGAGUGGAGACUUAGCCCCACUUUUAAACAGCUGAGCAGAAGAACUGCUCUCAGGCAGCAGUGUGGCUCCAGAGCCCACCUAGCCUUCAGUACCCGAGUGAUGCCUCUCUGAUAACUGCAGAGGGGGGCCAUGUGUGCAUGUCAAAGCUCACGAGGGUGUGCUCCAGUGUGAGCUCUCCCCAAAGCUUGUCACGCAAUACUGUAAGUGACUGGACAAAUGUCUUUUCACGAAGGAAAUAUCUAUCAAGUCCUGAGAUAGGGCAGUUAGUUAACAGAUGGAGUUUGUGGGAUUGUGGCCGUGUAUGGACCUAUUACUGAGGAUGACUCUACCCACCCUUGCCUAUGAACUUGUGUGUCCCCUCCCUGACAUCCUAGAAGAGUCUAGGUGAGUGCGUAGUGAAAGCUGCCUCUCACCUCUAUGGAUGGGGAAUCUUAUGGGUUCUCCAGCCUUACUGAGGGACAGAGAAGAUGGUGGGAUAAUGGGUCUAUGUGGGUGGGGCUCCCAUCUGCAUGAUGAACCUGAGUUACCUUUGUCUCCUGGGAGACAAGGCUUGUAUAGCCCCAGGGAAGGAGCUCACCAGCCUGUUCCAGACCUGGAAUAGGGUGGGGACUAGAGGAGCCAGGCUGCACAGGAAAGGCUGGCCAUAGGACUGGGGUGGGUGAGGGCACACACAGAAUUUGCAUUUUCAGCCCAGAAGGCCCUGGAUAAUUUCCCUGUGAAAUGAGGGGAAGGGGUGGGAUCAGACUACUUUGAGGAGAGGACGUUAGCCACCAGUUCCUCAAGUAUUGUCUGCAAGUACAGAGAAGCCCUAGCCAUUCUCUGGACCUUUCCUGAGAUGGAGAUGUGAGCAGGAACUCAGGAUGGGUGAACCGUGAGAUCCUUAGAGGCCUGGAGGUUUCUUAUGGAUCUAAGGGUCAACACUGGAAUGAGUAUUUUCUUAACAUCAUGGGGCGGGGUAGACAAAAGUAGAAUGGGGUGGAGAUAUGGAUAAGGCCUUUGGACUUCUGGGGUUUGUAUGCCAAAGAUUCCCCUACCUUAUGAGAUGAUUACCUCGGUGGGGGCCAUAGUGGAAAUUGCUACAAUGCGGUCCUUGUGAAGUCUCCAGGUGAUUUGGGGGUAUAGAUCUGAGGUUGCUCCCCCAUCCCCACCCUGCCUAGUCCCUGAAUGUCAAAUCUGUGGAUGUGGAGGAGGAGAAAGGGAUGGUACCGAGAGCUGGCAAACAAAGCCACCUGGGCAUCCAUCCUUCAGGAAGCUCUAAGCUCAACUGAUGUGGGAAAGCAAACAGGAACAGCUGCUGGGGGUAGGAGGGGGCAUGAAGAGAGACCAGGGGCUGGAAUUAGCCCAGUCUGUUGGGGAAGGGAGGAUAAUGGAAGGAGUGGGUACCUUAGAGGAGGAGGAGAAUCUCUCAGUCCUGCUCUGGCACACCAGGGUGUAGGGGUUGCCUUAGAGACUCUUGACCUUUGUCCUUUAUUCGUGUCUUCCCUUUCUUGGUCUCUGAGGUUGAGGGGUGGGGGCAGCAUGGACCUCAGUUGCUGUAGGUGGUAGCCACAGGUGUAGUGGUAGACAGGUGUAGACAGAACUGCCCUUUACCUGGUUGCAGAUAGAACUAAAAGCCAUGGAUGGGUAGGGAGACCUAUAUAUAUUCUCCUGAUGAGGAAACGCAGGUGCAGACAGAGGGGAGAGGCUGGCUGCUGCCAAGAGGAGAAUUUCCAACUGGAAAGGGUAGGCUUCUCUAUAAAUUACCACCCCAAAACCCAUGUGACCCCCUCAUUCUAAGGAGUCUCUCAUUUUCCCGCUGCCUGGACUGAACACACAUCUCUGCCGAAUACUGACCAACACAUAGACGGGAAGUUGCCCCCCACUCCCACCCCCUGCACCUCAGGCUCAGCUCCUGAUAAACAUGACAAACACAGCCCCACAGUUACCAACAGCACAGAUGUACAGCCUGUUGUCAACACCACAGCCUCUCCUGAUCAAACACACACACACACACACAAACAACACACACACACACACACAUUGGCUUUCUGGUUAGCACAGACUGGCCCCGCCCCCUAGUGGCCACCUCUAUAAUUGUCCGAUCGGGGAAAAGGGAGAGGUCUAGGGGUUUUUUUGUUUGUUUGUUUUGGGGUUGGGUUGGAUUGGUUUUGGGGGGGGUUGUUUUUUGUUUUUGUUUUUGUGGGGGUUUUGUAAUUUUUUUCCCUAAUCCUCACUUCUGUUUCAGCGAGGACUUGUGAGGCAGAGCAGAAGCUAGAAUAUUAAGCAUCCAAGAUUAACUGUUGCCCUCUAUGGAGUCUGGGCUUUCCCCUACGUUCCGAGAAAAAUUACAGCCCUUUUGUUUUUGGCUAGCUCUAUCUAGGUUAGAGUCAAGUGGCUAAAAGCUAAUUCCUGCUCCUCCCUCAAUCAAACCUACUCAUCCAUAAUGUCCCAUUUUCCAUCCAUGUGCCCCCAGCUUGGGUUAUGGACUCUAUUCAAGCUUGUAGAUGUGAAUCUCAACAGCCAUUUCUCACCAGUGAAUGGAGAGGCCUAAGGGAGGAGCUGCCUCCUACCCCCAAUUUCCCUGAGAAGUCCCAGAUUUCUGAAAUGGAAUUAGUGGGAUGGUGCCGCCUGGCGGCGAGGCCUGAUCUCGACCUCAGAACCAGUGAAGACUCCCUGGGAAGCCCAGCUCAGGAAGAAAGUGGACAGAUCUUCCAACGGCCUGAGGGGCUUGGCGCAGCGUCGUUAGAGAAGGGUCUUCUCUUCCUCCUGCCUAGUGUCUCUCAAAAGAAAGAUCUCCACCUAGAGAGUUUUGACUUUGGGAAGAACUGUGGUGCGCCGGGCUUACGUGGUCUUAGAAAAAGCUAAACCUUAGGCUUAGGGUCACGCCUGAGGGUCUGUGCCAGGGAGUGCUUGUUCUGCCCCUAGGCUAGGAGUCUCUACCAGGCUUAGGCCACAUUGAAAGAAAGCGCAGAGUCAGCCUGGGCUCCGGCAGACACGCGAUGUGCGCCUCAGCACUUUCCGUUGUCAUCCAUGCGGGCUGGGACCAGAUCGGUGACUCCGCUGCCUAUGCAGACCAGAGCUGACCAAAGCCUGCCAGCUGACUCAGCUCGCACACCCCAGCCGGAUUCCACAGGGAGAGGCAGCCAGACAUGACUAUAAAGCGGCGAACACCGGGCUCGGCUCGCGCGCAGCCUUUCCAUUUUCCGUAGGUGCGGUGCUCACUCACUCGCGACAUGAGCAGCGCCCCCGCUCCGGGCCCGGCGCCCGCUUGCCUCACGCUCUGGGACGAGGAGGACUUCCAGGGUCGUCGCUGCCGGCUACUGAGCGACUGUGCCAACGUCUGUGAGCGGGGAGCCCUGCGCAGGGUGCGCUCAGUCAAGGUUGAAAACGGCGCAUGGGUGGCCUUCGAGUACCCCGACUUCCAGGGACAGCAAUUCAUUCUAGAGAAGGGAGACUAUCCUUGCUGGAGUGCCUGGAGCGGAAGCAGCGCCCACCACAGCAACCAAUUGCUGUCCUUCAGGCCAGUGCUCUGUGCGAACCACAGUGACAGCCGCGUGACACUCUUUGAGGGGGAAAACUUCCAGGGCUGCAAGUUUGAACUCAAUGAUGACUACCCAUCACUGCCUUCCAUGGGCUGGACAAGCAAAGAUGUGGGCUCCCUCAAAGUCAGCUCUGGAGCGUGGGUGGCCUACCAGUACCCUGGCUACCGAGGCUACCAGUAUGUCUUAGAACGGGACCGGCACAGUGGGGAGUUUCGUACCUACAGUGACUUUGGCACACAGGCCCAUACUGGACAGCUGCAGUCCAUUCGAAGAGUCCAGCAUUAGGCUCCAACUUCCCAGUCAUCACCUGUGAGAUUCUCAAUAAAAGCUCUAGAAUCUACCUGCC